This is a messenger RNA of Crotalus tigris (Tiger rattlesnake), 4934 nucleotides long. It is a transcript of the gene ST3GAL2, whose product is annotated as ST3 beta-galactoside alpha-2,3-sialyltransferase 2. The transcript has 7 exons. Gene Ontology annotation, molecular function: beta-galactoside (CMP) alpha-2,3-sialyltransferase activity. Bases 1313 to 2356 code for a protein of 347 amino acids. NCBI's taxonomy places the organism in Eukaryota, Metazoa, Chordata, Lepidosauria, Squamata, Viperidae. The record is from RefSeq and is a predicted model, not a curated record.
GCGGAGCGCGCGCUGCCUUCGCGGGAGAGCUGCCGGGGGGGGCGGGGCGCGCCGCGUGCCUUCUCCGCUCCCCGCCGAGCGCCCGCAGCCCCGCAGGGCUCGCGAGCCGUAGCUGCAGCCGGCGCAGGAAGGCCGGGGAGGCUUCGGGGGCGCCGCUGCCUCUUGCGCCUUUGGCCGCGGCCGCUGAGGCGGGCCAGCAGGAGACGAGAUCCGCGAAACCGUGGCGCGGCCGGGCUAGGCGCGGCGGUGGGGGGGGGGCUGCUCCGCCGGCCCCCAGUCGAGGGGCCGGGCGGUGGCGCUUGCGAGGGAGGGAGGCUCCCGCUGGGUCUCUCGGCCGCGCCGCCGGAGCCUCUUUCCCGCAGCCCCGCACGCCUGGCCCGGCCUCGGAGCCCCCGUGGAAGGGGCGGGCGGCUGGCUCUGCGCCGGCGGCGAGGCGCAGGGAGUUGCUGCGCUUCCCUUUUGUGCCGUGGCUGAAGGGAGCCGAGAGGAGGAGGCGGCUGCCGCCAGAUGAUGGGGCCAAGUGCUGGCAAUAGACUUCCAAGGUUCAGAUUUUGGUUGAGCACUUGCCAGAAGUAUAUUGAAAAGUUGCGGGCACAGAGAGCAGCACAAGGAAGAGCCAUACUGCAGCUCCAUGUCUGACAGAUGCCACACGAAGGGAGAUGCUGCUGCGCUGACUGGGCAUUACCUGGGCUACCCAGGGGUGGUUGCUGCGGACCAAAGGUGCUGGGAGAGCCCAGUCCAGCCAGGAGACCUUGCUCCGUGGCAGCGCUGCAGAUACACUGCCCUCUCAUCAGCCCCGGGAAGCAGAGGGCCUCCUCGGAGGCGAGGCGCACCCAUGGGGAGGGGCAGCAGCUCUCAGCAUCCUGGCUGGGGGCCUCAAGGAGGCGGCUUCUUAAGCCCGAGAAUGUCGGUGUGGCUCUGAUAGCAGCUGCUCUCUCUCCCUCUGCACGAGGCCCAGCAUUCUGAAGCUAGGAAGAAGAGGCAGAGAGGCCCCCAAUUCCUCCUGGGGUCACGGCAGUCUCCAAGAGAAAAAGGUCUUCUCUGGACAGAGACAUUUUCAAAACAUGAGAACUCAGACGGCAAGGAGGCCCUGUGAGUUUUUCUUCUGCAGUUAAAGGUCGGGUUCCCGAAGGUGGAGGUUCUCGUUUUGUGUGCUUCAGUGCCGGAAGACCAUCUCUGGGCUGGUCUGUGGGACUUUCAUGGCUCAGAAGGAGUAGUCCAGUGGAGUCCAACUCUUGACCAGCCCUGCUCCCCCCUCCCCUUUUCCAUUGGCUGCAGCUGUGUGGAGGGGGCCUUCUCCUCAGAGUCCGCCAUGAAGUUUUCCUUGCGUUUCUGGUUCCUCUCCACGGCGUUCCUGCUUGUCUUCAUCAUGUCACUGCUCUUCACCUAUUCCCACCACAGCAUAGCAUACCUGGACCUCGGUGGACUAAACGGACUCCACCGGGUGAAGCUGGUGCCCAGUUACGCUGGCAUGCAGCGCCUGAGCAAGGAGGGGCUCUUGGUGAAGAGCUGUGCCUGCCACCGGUGCACCAUGGAGUCCAGUGACACCGCAUGGUUCGACAGCCGCUUUGAUGGCAACAUCUCCCCAGUGUGGACCAAAGAGAACGUGGACUUGCCGUUGGACGUCCAGAGGUGGUGGAUGAUGCUGCAGCCCCAGUUCAAGUCCCACAACCUUCACGAAGUGCUGAGCAAGCUCUUCCAGAUUGUUCCCGGAGAGGAUCCAUACAGGUCCCGGGAAUCUCCGUUCUGCCGGCGCUGUGCUGUCGUGGGCAACUCCGGGAACUUGCGCGGCUCCAGCUACGGCCAAGACAUCAACGGGCACGACUUUGUCAUGAGAAUAAAUCAGGCACCUACAGUGGGCUUUGAGGCAGAUGUUGGGAGCAGGACAACCCACCACUUCAUGUACCCCGAGAGUGCCAAGAACUUGCCUGCCAAUGUCAGUUUUGUUCUAGUGCCCUUCAAAGCCUUGGACCUGCUAUGGAUCGCCAGCGCCCUCUCAACAGGCCAGAUCCGAUUUACUUACGCACCAGUGAAGCCGUUCCUCCGGGUGGACAAAGAGAGGGUUCAGAUCUACAAUCCCGCAUUCUUCAAAUAUAUCCAUGACCGGUGGACAGAGCACCAUGGCCGCUAUCCCUCCACAGGCAUGUUGGUGCUGUUUUUCGCCCUACAUGUUUGCGAUGAGGUGAACGUCUUUGGAUUCGGGGCAGACGGCCAUGGCAACUGGCACCACUACUGGGAGAACAACCGCUAUGCUGGGGAGUUCCGGAAAACCGGAGUGCACGAUGCAGACUUUGAGGCCCACAUUGUGGACAUCCUGGAGAAGAUGAACAAGAUCAGCGUUUAUCGUGGUAACUGAGGUUUCCAGCUGCUGCUGGGCAGUCGGGCUGUCGGUGGACGGGUGAGGAGUGGAGGUUCUCCUGUACCUGAUGCCCUGUUUGGCAAAGCUCUUCUUUGAAGAUGAAGAUGGAGUGGCUGACACCAAAGCCGAGGUGGUUCCAGUGAAGCAGAUGCAAGCAGGGACCAGCUCUUCUUCUUUCUUAGAACAAACCAACAAGAUUCAGGAGCCUCCGAAACAGCCGAGCAACGGAGGAGAACAGUAGCAGCAGCAGUUCAGCCCUCCCCCUCCUCCUCCAUUUGUGCUUCUGCCACGUCUGACUCUAAGAUUGAGACCCUCUUUUGUCUCCCAACAAGCACCACAAGGGGCACAUCCAGACUCUUUUUUUUAAAGUCUUUUUUCAGUAAAUGAGAACAGCUUUCUGCCUUUGCCCCAGGAAGUUGUUUUUCUUUUUUGUUCAAGGAGGUGCCAGGCUGGAUUGUAUUUUUGUCCCAGGCACGUAAACUCAUGUAGAAACCUUGGAGGGGAAGCCAGGAAGAGCCUGCAGCUUUUCUGGAGAUUGUAGGAAAACUGACAUCUAGCUGAGGGCAUGGAGUGUUUGGAACGAGGGUAGAUGCUCUUGUUCCCGGAGCACCCAAGAAAUCCUGCCGAAGCGCACAGACUCUGCAGGCUGCGGCUUGGACUCGUCAUUUCUGUCCUGCCUUCCAAUAUGGCAGGUUGGCUUCAUCCCUUUCCUACAGGUUCCUGUCAGCCAGACCUCCUCCCUCUCUCUCUCCGCUGGACAUAGUUUCGGUCACAUGGCAGGGAUGCAAGGAAGGCCUGUCCUUCAAAGCUCCCCCUCCAGAUUGCAGCCUUUCUCCAGGGGAAGAAGGGGCGGUUGACAAAUGAAUCACAUGGAGUCAGAAUCCUGAUGCCUUCCAGGAUUUAAUCCACAAGCGAUUAACAUUUUCUAGGCCACUAAAACUGUCAGAGCUGGCGGUUUUAUUCCCGCAUUCACCUUGUUAGCCAAGGAGAGGGCUUCAUGCCAUUUACCCCUGUCUGUUCCAUUCCUGCCUGCUCUCCUUCACUGAGAGCAAGAGAAGGGGCUCCACAGUGAGCCCGGCUGCCUUCUCUUGCUCUGGGUGCAAGAAACAGGUCACUUCCCCGUUGCUUUGGCAAUUAAGGUCUUGUAGACAAAUGGCAAAAACAAGUUGCCCGUAAUCAGUUUUCUUCAAAAGGACAAUCCCAGCAAACAGUAUUAAAUCAGUGCUUUCUUUCUUGAAAUAAUUGAAUUCUACGGCAUGAAGUAGCUGUGGCAAUGGUGGCUUUUCGUUACAAGCAUAACUAACAAUAGUUCUCCAAGAUGUUUUUGGAGCACUAAAAAGUAAGAAAUAGCAGCAAUCAGGGAUCUCUAAGCCCUAGUGGGUCAAUAGCUUCUGGCCGACACCAGGGCAGCUUUCUAUGGUCAUAUCAAAGUGGAGGGUGCCCUCCCCAAUGGUGCUGGAUCGCCCUUGUGCUUCUGGGACAGCAUCAAAUCUUAUUGCCGCCCCUCCCUGCCCCUACAUGUCUCCUGCAGCUGGAUUGCAGUCUCACUUUGGUGUGACCUGAGAUACCCCUCUGAACUCUCUAGCUUGGUGUCUUGAGCCGCAGAUACCUGCAACCAAGGAGAUGGUGGGUUCAAGUAUCCACAGGAUCCCUUGACCUUUUUGCCUUCUCUCGACCAUUGUUUCUCCCCAAAGGAGAUUGGGGAAAGGUCAAAACUGACUAUGGGGCCAACAGAUGGUGGCCAGUGUCAUCAGAACUGACCUGGAGUUGGCCCUUCGAUGGUCUACAAAUAUCAUGUUGCUUUGAUUCUACAAACAAGAAUUGUGUGACCUUGAGCUCUUUUCCCCUUGAUCCUGAGGUACCAGUUGGAUGCAUGGGCAUGGUACUCCCUGGGCUUGGGGGGUUCAGGGCUGGGAGCCGUAGCCUUCUGCCAACUUCUUCCCACAUCAGUUGCAAUUGCAGUGCCUCCAGCUCACUAGGACACCGUUUCCAGGAGGCUUCCUUAAUGAACUGUUGAUAGCUCUUCACACAUCUUUAUCCCGGUGUCCCUGGAUGGCACUGCAUGGCGUGGCAUGGGCUGAUGGGAGGCUGGCUAAUCCCAGGGGCUUCUGCGGCUGGCAGAAUGGCUGCCUGGCUGCCAUUAUUUCUUGGACUGGACCCACACCCGGUGUCAGAAUGAGGGACAACGCUAUGAAGUAGGGAGGUGUUCUGGUCCCUGAUGGUCCAGCCUCACCUUCUUCCUGUCCCAGAACAGUCCUUGCCAAAGCAGCUGCUGCUUCAGCUCCGGAGGUUGGGGGCCCUGGCCGCCCAUUUCUUGCUAUCAGGCAAACCCAAGGCCUGCUUUUGGACUGUGGCUCAUGGGGCAGGGACUGCGGUCAUGGCCUGAUUCUUGCAAACCUUACAAGCUUAGGAGGCCAUGCAGCCAAAGGGUUUGUUUUCCUUGGAACCUGCCAACGCUUCAAACCAGUGAUGCUGCCCCUCGUUUUGUUAUUUUUUAACUCCACAGGCUACAGUGUGAAAGAAUUGGAUUUGUUUUGUGUUCUGCUACACAAAAUAAAAGCUGUACUUUUUCUUU